UGUUGAGAUGACUCUCUCUUCGUUUGCUAUCUUGUGUUGUGUUGUCGCUGCUGUGCGGCCUCUUCCUCAGCCGUCUGUCACUGUCGACUGGAGCCAUCAUCUCAUCACCAGUAAGACGACCACCACUCUGCAAGUCGUUGUCAACCCUCUUCUGGAGCGAAAAUCGCCCGUUCAUGAUCAGAUCUUCGAGAGUCUUGCCAAUCUAGAAGCAGACUACGUUCGCUACGUGCCGUGGCUGCCAUAUCCUCGACUUGGAGUUGCUGAACUGGAGCCACCGUCUAGUCAGUGGUUGUGCACUCAGUUGCAAGGACAAUCUCCUAACAAUUGGAAUGCUUCUCUAACUUGUCAACAGGGAACAAUUGAUAAAGUUCACUUUGCCAGCUAUGGAACUCCGACAGGUAGCUGUGGCAACUUUACAAUGGGAAAGUGCCAUGCUGACAACACAUCCAGCGUAGUGACAAAACUCUGUACUGGCAAGCAGAUGUGCAUCAUUCCAGUAAACAGUCAAACAUUCGGAGACCCUUGCUCAAAUGUUGUCAAACAAUUUGCAGUUCAGGUCACUUGUAGCAUACCUCAAAACCAUACAUACUGGGAUUUCUCGCUUCUCGAUCCAAUGAUGGAAGACCUAAUGAAUGCCACAAAAAAUCACACAGCUAUAAUAAACUUCUCGACAAUACCUGACUGGCUGUAUAAGACGUCGUCGCGUAUCCCAUAUCCAGACAACCCUGAUAGAGUGGAUUGGUCGUAUACACAAGGAAGUGAACUCGUUGACCCAACUGGAAAGGAUCUUGGUGACUACUAUGGUCGACUUGUAGCCUGGUACACUAAAGGUGGUUUUAUUGAUGAAUAUGGAGUAAAGCAUACAUCUGGGUACAGCUUCAAUAUUUCGUACUGGGAAUGUCUCAACGAGGUAGAAAGUGAACAUCACAAUACUCCAGAAUCAUAUACAAUGAGAUACGAUGAAAUGGUCACUGGAAUUCGAAAAAUUGCUGAUCCAGAACACAAAAUCACGUUUGUUGGUCUUGCCCUGGGAGGUCAUAGUCACUAUGACUACUACAGUUACUUUCUCAAUAAAUCAAACCAUCAGCCGGAAAUUCCACUUGAUUUCAUGAGUUACCACUUCUACAGUAGUACACACAGUAGGACAGAUCCCAAUGCGUUUGAAGCAUUUUUUCCAUCAGCUGACGGCUUCAUCAAUGAUGUGAAGAAAAUUGAAGGCAUAAGAAAGAGUCUCUCACCAAAAACAAGGACCACUGUAGAUGAGAUCGGUGUGAUUCUGCCAGGUGAUAAUAAUCCAAAAGCUGACAUGUUUCCUCUCAUUUAUUGGAAUGCUGCGGGUGCAAUGUAUGCCUACAUAUUCGGAAACCUUGCUUUGCAAGGAAUUGAUGUAUUGGGACAGAGUCAGUUGGUUGGUUACCCAGAAUUGCCCCACCUUGGCUUGGAUCCUCAGUUUCCAAGUGUCGCUCUACUCAACUGGACAAAUGGCAUUGGUAAUGCACGUUAUUGGGUCCUGCACAUGCUUAUCCACAAUUUCCAGCCAGGAGAUAUUCUUGUCGAGACCACAUUAAAUGGCAACACCGAAGCAGCCAAUCCAUUCUGUGGCAAAAUAAUUAAUCUCCAAAAUCUAAGUCUCGAGUGUGAUGAUCAAGAUGCUACUAUCUCUAAGAUUGACUUUGCCUCUUAUGGGACACCCACGGGUGCCUGUGGAAAAUACACUAUUGGACAAUGUAAUGCCAAAAACUCCACAGACAUUGUAACAAAGUAUUGCAUUGGAAAGAAGACAUGCAUGAUUCCAGCCACCACAGAAGAGUUUGGAGAUCCGUGUUAUGGAACAGUGAAGUAUUUGGUUGUACAAGCCGAGUGUUCGAAAGGAGGGGGGAUGCAGCCUAGUGUCACUCCUGGUUGGUUUUCACAGGGAUUCAUCGAUGUCAAAACGAACAGCAAGAAACUAUUGGUCAUCAACAAGGAAUUCAACACAAAAAUGAUGAUGUUGCCUCCUGAUGCCAUUGGUGGAGACUUUGUCUAUGUUGAUGGAUCAACAACAGGUCAAGAGAAGACAAUGAGUAGAAAGUUAGAUCCAAAAGACCCACAUCUCCUCCUUCUGCCUUACUCUGUUGGUGUUAUCCAUUAUCCGUGAACAACUGCAUGUUGACUCGUAUUGUUUACAAUCGGCCUCCAUUUGUCAUUUAUAUUCAACUUCGUGAUAAUUCCCUACCCAGUACCACUCCAUGUGUUUCUACUCAAGGACAAACUAGAAUUGACUUUCCUUCAUGAUAAAAAUUUAUCUCAUUAGAUGGUGUCAAUUCAUGUCACAAUUUAAA
Messenger RNA from Corticium candelabrum, 2321 nucleotides. RefSeq lists its product as uncharacterized. The record is from RefSeq and is a predicted model, not a curated record. The transcript has 7 exons. Bases 8 to 2137 code for a protein of 709 amino acids. Lineage: Eukaryota; Metazoa; Porifera; Homoscleromorpha; Homosclerophorida; Plakinidae. Gene Ontology annotation, molecular function: carbohydrate binding.